AUGGUUAGGGAAUUCCCGUCGUACCAUCCGCGGUCGGAUGUGGUGCCGUCGAGCUUGUUUGGGACGGCGUUGAUGCAUCUGGCUAAUGCUUCUGUGAAGGCUCAAAACGAUCAAGGGUUCGUGGAGGGCGUGGUUCCGAGUGGCUUAUUCAUAUGCCAAAAGACUCAUCAAUCAAGUCACCCUUUCGGCAUUUUCUAUGGUGAUAAUGCCAGCAUGACCUAUUCCUUCCCUUUAAUGUUGUUAGAAAUUAGCUUCGUUGUCAUUGCCACUCGCAUCGUUCGUUUUCUUCUUACGCCUCUCAGGCAACCUAGGAUUGUCUCCGAGAUCAUUGGCGGAAUAAUUGUGGGGCCAAGCGUGCUAGGGCGAAGCAAAAAGUUUACUGCGUUUAUGUUCCCAGAUAAUGCCGACUUCAUGGUGAAGAACAUUGGAGUAAUGGGAUUCAUGUACUUUUUGUUCGUGUCGGGAGUGAAGAUGGACAUGACCCUCAUUACCAAAACGGGAAAGAAACAGGUGUGGAUCGCCUUAGCCUCAGUCGUAUUCCCCAUGGGCUUAAUCAUGGGCGUUGGAUUCCUAUUGCGCCCAUCAAUGGACAAGGACCUCGCCACCAUAUCAUCACUCGGAGCCGUCUCUUCCUCCGUCGCCAUAACAGCUUUCCCUGUUUUAUACCCUCUCCUCAGAGAGCUCAACCUCCUCAGCUCCGACCUUGGUCGAAUGGCCCUUUCAACGUCCGUCAUAAGCGACGCCAUUGGGAUCAAUGCGCUCAUAGCUUUCGAGUCAUCCAAACAAACUGAGGCCCAAAGCAAAAACGCUGGCUGGUACCUGCUCUCCAUGGUAUUCAUUUUGUUAAUGCUUGUUGGCAUCAGGAAAAUCAUGCAGUCGCUCGCUUCCAAGGCCCGAAAUGGAAAACCCGUGGACCAGGCGUAUUUAGUGCUCAUUAUGUGUGCUGCUAUGUCAAUGGGAUUCCUCACUGACAUGUUUGGUUUGGCCAUAGCCAAUGGGCCUAUGUGGCUUGGACUCGUCAUCCCUGAUGGCCCUCCACUCGGAUCCAUGCUUGUAGAGCGUGUAGAGACUAUCGCCUCUGAAAUUCUAAUGCCGUUUUCAUUUGCGUUUAUCGGAAUGUACACUGAUGUGUCAACUAUCUAUGUCGCUUGGCCAACUUUGAAACCUUUGUUGGCCAUGGUUGUUAUCGGUUAUGUUGCCAAAAUUGCGACGACUUGUCUGGCUUGUCUCUAUUUCAAGAUGUCUUGGAAAGAUAGCCUUGCCUUGAGCUUUAUUCUUAGCGUAAGAGGUCAAGUGGAGCUUUUAUUGUUCAUUCACUGGAUGGACAAACAGAUUCUACAGCAAUCCCAUUUCACAUUGAUGGUUCUCUUAACGACCAUGAUAAGUGCCAUAUGCUCACCGUUAAUAAGUGUCCUAUAUGACCCCACAAAACCAUACAUGGUGAACAAGAAAAGAACCAUCCAACACACAGCUCCGGGCACAGACCUCCGGGUUCUUCUUGUCAUUCUCGACCAAGAAAGCGUGGCCGGCCUAGUCAACCUUAUAGAAGCCUCCAACCCAACUUCCGCCACUCCAUUCUCCAUCACCUCCCUAUGCCUCAUCGAGCUCAUGGGCCGAGCUAACCCAAUCUUCAUUGAUCACCAAAAACAAAGCAAUGUACCGUCCCAAUACGGGUCCAGCGUAAUUAUACAUAACGCGCUCGAGUUCUACCAAGAGACCCGAUCCGAAUGCAUCAAGCUAGAGUCCUACACCGUCGUGACCCCAAGACGAACCAUGUACCAAGACAUUUGCGAGCAAGCCCUCCUCCACAAAUCCACUCUCAUCAUCUUACCCUUCAACAGCGACAAUAUGAACGGCUGCGCCGACGAUUCCGAACGGCGAACGGGUGUUCGGUCAGUGAACUCGUUCGUGCUUUCCCAUGCACCAUGCUCCGUCGGAAUCUUUGUCGACAAAGGUGACCUCAGGAACCCGUUGGCGGCGGCAUCGUUCGGCCACUCGCAGCACCAUUUCGCUGUCCUGUUCUUGGGCGGAGCCGAUGCGAGGGAGGCGCUGGCGUACGCGGAUCGAAUGCUGGGGAACCCGGAGGUGACAUUGACGGUGGUGAGGUUUCUGUCAUUUAACGGGGAAGGAGAUAACGAGAUGGAGAAGAAGCUUGAUGAUGGAGUGGUGACGUGGUUUUGGGUGAAGAACGAGGCGAACAACAGGGUAGUGUACAGAGAAGUAGUGGUGAGGAAUGGGGCGGAGACGGUGGCUGCUAUUCAAGCAGUAAACGACGGGUCGUUUGAUCUGUGGAUAGUGGGGAGGCAACAAGGGAUAAAUCCAGUGCUUCUGGCGGGUCUGUCGGAUUGGACUGAGAAUCUGCAUGAGUUAGGAGUAAUUGGGGAUUAUGUAGCAGCCAGCGAUUUUGGAGGCACAGCUUCAGUUUUGGUAAUUCAGCAGCAAAUUCUCAGACAGCAAGGCACUGCACCCACUUCAUGUGGUAACAUUAACAGAUUGGGUGCCUUUUUUGGUAGCCAUUAG
Molecule: messenger RNA, 2520 nt
Organism: Humulus lupulus (European hop)
Lineage: Eukaryota; Viridiplantae; Streptophyta; Magnoliopsida; Rosales; Cannabaceae
Product: cation/H(+) antiporter 24-like
Exons: 3
Coding region: 1-2520 (839 amino acids)
Biological process (GO): regulation of pH; proton transmembrane transport
Cellular component (GO): endomembrane system; membrane
Molecular function (GO): antiporter activity
Source: RefSeq, a predicted model, not a curated record